Physcomitrium patens is the source of this 3120-nucleotide messenger RNA. RefSeq names its product receptor-like protein 4. Lineage: Eukaryota; Viridiplantae; Streptophyta; Bryopsida; Funariales; Funariaceae. The record is from RefSeq and is a predicted model, not a curated record. Gene Ontology annotation, molecular function: protein binding.
CUCACUCUCUACAACGCUCUGCUUCUCUUGCAUGUGAUCCCAACCUGCGAGUCUCAGCUGGGAAGGAUCGGUUGUUUGAAUUCCAUUUCAUGCAUUCGGUUGGUGUGAAAUACUUUGAAGCUUCGAUCGAGACUCGAGUGUUUUUUUUUUUUUUUUUUUUUUUUUUUUUGAUUCUGGUAGUUCUACUGAUCAUCGAUUGACUGUUUGGGGAGUAUAUGCCAGGUUUGGGAUUGUCAGAGUUCAUUUGCCACUGCAGGGUUGCUGGAUCCCGGGAAUAUGCGCAGCUGAAUGCGGUUUGGAGUUAGAUUUCCCGAUCGAUGCUGGUUUUUGGCGAUUUCAGAAUAAAAAGUCCAAUUUGGUUUGUUGCGGGAUAUGCACAGCUAGGUGAAUUUUGUUGCGGGAUUUGAAUUCCCAGUGUAUUUUCUUGUGACGAGAAUCGUCUGUGCGUGUGUGAGAGAGGGAGAGGGAGAGGGAGAGGUAGAGAAAGAACACAAAAGGUUGAGAUGGGAUCUGAAAGCCGGACCAAGCUAGUUGUGCACUUCAGAUUCUAUCAAUGCGCACUGAGCCCUCAUUUCUAAACUUUGACGCAUACGGCGUCGGAACGGAUUGUGCUUCUCGAGUACAAGUGAGCAGGGAUUGGUUCUAUCGUUGUAUUGGUCCAGAGCCCUGACAUGAGAGAGAUGCACAGAUUCUCCGCACCUUGGGAACUUGGCAGAGUGACGUAGAAAGAGAAAAUUGCCCAAGUCCAGGUCUAUCUCUCUCGUCUCUAACGUUAUAACUCCAGAAGAUGGAUCUCCCAGGCGCCUACUCCGUCGCCAUCUUAGCGGUCCUUUGCAGUGCCAUUAUGAGGCCUUUCGCAGCCGCUCAAAAUGGAGGUCCUCUCGCAGUGCGAAUUGCGUGUGGCUCUACUGCUGAUUCAAUUGCAAACGAGACCGGAUACGUGUGGUCGAAAGACUUUGGCUUCAGCGGGGGCAAGGGCGCCCCUACGAAAGCAGUGAACGGAAUUGCGACACAUCUCAACUCGCUUCGUUACUUUGAUAGCUUAGAUGGACCUCAGAACUGCUACAACAUCAGCGUCCCGAGUGGACAUUAUUUAACGAGGUUUUUCUUCACGUUCGGAGAAACCGAUAACGCAGGACAGGAACCCGUUUUUGAAUUGUCCUUGGAGGGUACGUUGGUGUACUCGUUAGCCCCGGGAUGGAGUUCAUAUGACGACAAUCACUAUGGAGAUUCGCUUCUUCACAUAACGGACGGGUCUGCGACCGUUUGUUUUCACCGCUCCAGUCAUGGAAACCCCGCCAUUGGUUCUAUUGAGAUUUUGCAGUUAUACGUGGAUGCCUACAAUUUGGGAUCAUCUGCGAAUUUGAACGUAAUCAUGCGGACCAUCAAGAGAGUGACAGCGGGUGCUGCGGAAUCUGGAUAUGGGUCGCGGAUGCACGCCGACGCGUGGGGUGGCGAUCGUUAUUGGGCUACAGACCGAACACUCUUCGCCCCAGGAUCUCCGACUACUAUGCUGCACACAAAUGCCAACAUCAGCAAUUUCGGCAAUCCGCCGAAUAUUUACCCUGAGGCGAUUUAUCAAACUGCUACCACGACGGGGCCACUCAGCAUACUCUCGUACAGUAUCUCUGUGCCGUCGAAUCAGAACUACUCGAUUUGGCUGCACUUCGCGGAGAUUGAACCAGGGGUCAUUGCCCCUGGCAUGCGAGUGUUUGAUGUAAAGGUCAAUGACGAUUACCUGUUUCAUGCUGUGGAUAUCGUAAAGAUGGCGGGAGCACCAUUCCGAGCCCUCAUCCUGAACAAGACGAUCCCCGUGGCCAGCAACACCUUAAAACUCAGUUUCAUUCCUCUCGUGGGGUCAGUUUCUGUAAACGCAUUUGAAGUCUUUCAGAUUAUCCCGCGCGAGUAUGCUACCUUAGACGACAAUGUGUGGGCGCUUCAGGCCAUCAAACAGAGCCAGGAUUUACCUACACGUUUAGGAUGGAACGGAGACCCUUGUGUUCCUCCGGUGCACCCUUGGAUUGGUGUUAAGUGUUCGUUUGAAUCGGUUGUCGGGGCUUGGUUUGUUUCUUCCCUAGCUUUAGAUCAACAGGGAGUACGAGGCCAGCUUGGUGAUGGAUGGGUGGGGUUGAAUCAUCUUCAAUCGCUGAACUUGAGCAACAAUAUCUUGGAUGGAGUGAUUCCCUCCUCGUUUGGCAACCUGACUAUCCUUACCUCUUUGGACCUCUCGCAUAAUCGUCUUAAUGGACAAAUCCCUGCCAGUCUUGGACAACUCUCUAACCUCAAGCAAUUGUUGCUGAAUGACAACCUAUUAAGUGGAGAGGUGCCGCCGGAAUUGGGAGCCCUUCCAAUCCGUGGUGCGGUUCUAAACGUUGCCAACAAUCCUGAUCUAUGCGGCGUUGGAAUACGAUCGUGCACGAAGGCCUAUGUGAAGUUAGGUCUUAUGAUUUCGCUCGUUGUUGGCCUCUGUGUUCUUGCUGCUGGUAUUAUCUUCCUUUGGAGAAAGCGCAAGGCCAAUUCCCGAGGGGCUCAACGACUCCCUCGAGAUGCACCGUAUGCCAAGGCACGCACAACAUUUGUGCGCGAUGUGCAGAUGGCCAGGAACGUGCUUCAGAAUCACUUUAGUCGGCCUGCGCCUGCUUACACGGAGGCUACUCCCCUAAAUCCCUACUGAAGGAGCUUGUGUUUCAUUCGCUCCUGUAUUAUUGGAUUUUAUCAAAUAGAUGUGCACCAGCAGCAAGUCUGCUAUCAACACUCCUUAGUCCAACGUCGGACUUCAAUGACCCCUUAUCCUCCAGCGACACGAUGCACAAGUUUGGUUUUAUUCCAGUUUGGCGAACUCUCUCAGGUUUGGAAAUUUCGCACUGUUCCGUAAACUUGAGAAUUUUCUGAUCAUUUUCGCCUCAUCUGUCGGAGAGAGAUAGAUGUAGGUGUUCUCGGUAAGUUGCAGCGUUCAAUGCCCUCUAGAAUUGAAGGCAAACCCCUGAAGUUAUUACUCCCAUAGCUUAGAAUUCAUAGAAAAUACAUGAUAUGUUACACACGCAGACGGAAUUAAUGUCCGCAGAAGUGGAAUACAGAGAGUUCUCUGUAUUGAGAAAUCUACAGACCAACUUGUAACAA